AUGAGCGCCAACAGCAGCACAGUGGGCCAGCUCCUCUUUCAGGGGCCAACGUGUGUUGGCUGGAAGCAGGUUGUGGAAAGCGCUGUCUACCACCUAGCCAACUGCAUCCUGCUCUUCGGCUUCAUGGCUGGCAGUGGGGUGUAUGGAUGCUUCUACCUUUUUGGCUUCCUGGGCACAGGCUACCUGUGCUAUGUACUGUGGGGCUGGUUUGAUGCCUGCGGGCUGGAUGUGGUCUUCUGGAGUUGUCUGUUGACUGUGGUUUGCCUGCUCCAGCUGGCACACCAGGUGUACCGCCUGCGCAUGAACACCCUCCCUGAGGAGUUCGACCUUCUCUAUAAGACACUCUGCCUGCCCCUGCAGGUUCCCCUGUGCUCCUACAAGGAGAUCAUUCACUGCUGCCAGGAGCAGGUCUUGACUCUGGCCACAGAGCAGAACUACGCUGUGGAAGGUGAGACACCCAUCAACCGCCUGUCACUGCUGCUCUCCGGCCGGGUUCGGGUGAGUCAAGAUGGGCAGUUUCUGCACUACAUCUUUCCAUACCAGUUCAUGGACUCUCCUGAGUGGGAAUCGCUGCAUCCCUCGGAGGAGGGGACCUUCCAGGUCACUCUGACUGCCGAGACUGAAUGUAGCUACAUUUCCUGGCCCCGCAAAAGCCUCCACCUUCUUCUGAGCAGAGAGCGAUACAUCUCCCGCCUCUUCUCGGCCCUGCUGGGCUAUGACAUCUCGGAGAAGCUCUACACCCUCAAUGACAAGCUCUUUGCCAAGUUUGGGCUGCGCUUCGACAUCCGUCUCCCCAGCCUCUACCACGUCCUGGGUCCCUCCUCCUCCUCGGAUGGAGGACCAGAGUCGGAGAAGGAGGAGGAGGAAGGUUCUGAGCCAGGCUGGUCCCCCGCGCAGGCCGCGUCCACCGCUGUCCAGCCAUCACCCCCUCUGGUGCCCACCACCACCCUUCCUGCACAUGCGCCCCGGGCCAGGCCAUCCAGGCCGGACAGCAGCCCCCUGGGUGAGGACUCCACCAGUCUGGUGCUGGAGGAUUUUGAGGAGGUGUCAGAGUCGGAGUCCUUUAUGGAUUAUAGGAGUGAUGGGGAAUACAUGAGGUGA
Messenger RNA from Dipodomys ordii (Ord's kangaroo rat), 1101 nucleotides. It is a transcript of the gene Popdc2, whose product is annotated as popeye domain containing 2. Lineage: Eukaryota; Metazoa; Chordata; Mammalia; Rodentia; Heteromyidae. The coding region runs from base 1 to 1101 and encodes 366 amino acids. Gene Ontology annotation, molecular function: cAMP binding. Gene Ontology annotation, cellular component: sarcolemma. The record is from RefSeq and is a predicted model, not a curated record. The transcript has 3 exons.